Messenger RNA from Salvia splendens (bonfire salvia), 1479 nucleotides. Its product is annotated as kinesin-like protein KIN-7G. Gene Ontology annotation, molecular function: ATP binding; microtubule binding; microtubule motor activity. Gene Ontology annotation, biological process: microtubule-based movement. The transcript is spliced from 11 exons. The record is from RefSeq and is a predicted model, not a curated record. The annotation marks the transcript as partial. NCBI's taxonomy places the organism in Eukaryota, Viridiplantae, Streptophyta, Magnoliopsida, Lamiales, Lamiaceae.
AAACACAUUCAAACUCAAUCUCUCUCUUCCUCUCUCUCUAGCCCUCCAUUUUCAUAAGGGCUAAGAAGCAGAGGAGUCUGAAUCAUCAUCAACCAGUUUCCUAAUACCAAUCACAAUCCAACAUUAUAUGGAAACGAUCUCUUGAUCAGACAGACUUUCCCAAGUUUCAGGAGUUCAAGGGGAAGAGAGAAAAUGGAGAGUGGAGGGGAGUUGGUCAAAGGGAAUGGGGAGAGGAUUUUGGUGUGUGUGAGAUUGAGGCCGUUGAACGACAAGGAAAUCUCGAACAACGAUGUUUCAGAUUGGGAAUGCGUCAGUAGUGAUACUCUUGUUUACAAGAAUGUCGGCCAUAUCGCUUCAGCCACAUCCACCUAUCCCACAUCCUACACAUUUGAUCGCGUGUUUGGGAGUGAUAGCUCCACGAAAACAGUGUACGAGCAAGGAGCCAAGGAUGCUGCUAUGUCAGUUGUCCAUGGAGUGAAUUCGACUAUUCUCGCGUAUGGUGAGAGGAGCAGUGGGAAGACGUUUACGAUGACUGGGAUCACUGAGUGUGCUGUUGCAGAUAUAUAUGAUUAUAUAGAAAAGCAUCCGGAAAGAGAGUUCGUUGUGAAGUUCACUGCUAUGGAGAUAUAUAACGAAUGUGUCCGCGACCUGCUUAGUACAGAUAACGCCACUCUAAAACUCGUAGAUGAUCCAGAGAGAGGAACCGUGGUAGAGAAUCUCACCGAGGAAAUCUUGAGGGACCGAGAUCAUCUCACUGAGCUGAUGUUUAUCUGCCAAGCUCUAAGACACAAUGGAGACGUGUCGCCUAAUAAACUGAGCCUCCGAUCUCACCAGAUUAUUAGACUGACGAUUGAAAGCUCUCCACGCAGCAAUUUAGAGUGGGACGGCUCCAGCUCUCUUGCAGCCACCGUGAACUUCGUUGAUCUGUUUGGAACACAACGAGCGUCUCAAUCAUCGCCUACUGGAACGAGGUUCAAAAAAGGCAGACACAUUGAUCAAAGCUUGCAGACUCUGGGAGCUGUUAUUACCAGCCUGAGCAAGGGAGGAGAAGAAACCAUACCUUAUAAAAACUCCAAGCUAACUCGAAUCUUGCAAACAUCGCUGGGAGGAAACGCUAGAACUGCCAUCAUAUGCACGAUGAGCCCUGCUCGUACCCACAUUGAGCAAUCAAGGAACACUCUUCACUUUGCUAUCUGUGCAAAGGAGGUACCUACCAAUGCACGUGUCAAUGUAGUCGUCUCCGACAAAGCAUUGGUCAAGCAUCUGCAGAAGGAGCUAGCAAGGCUCGAGGAUGAGAUUAGAGGUAACCCUUCCAGCGUCUCGCCUCAAAAUUUCUCAACAUUACUCAGAGAGAAAGAUGCUCAGAUUGAAAAGCUGGAGAAGGAGGUCAGAGAUCUGAUUCUGCAACGAGAUAUUUUCGAGUCGCAAGUUAAAGAUCUGUCGAAAAUGGUUGGAGACACUGGAAGCUCAAUCACACAG